CUCAGCUCUGGAGGAACGUCAAGAUUCAGCCCCAGAUCCUGCCCUUUUUCCUUCGCCUUCCCCUUUGCGUCUGCCUGAGCUGCCACGAAGCUUGGCCGAAAGGCUGCCAUGUUCGUGAGACCUCGCACUUCGACCUUCAAGGGCGCUGGUUCCCUUUCCGCACAUCGAUUGCGUGAGACGUUCCCACGAGAGAACGUAGAGAACUGCGACCUCGACGGCGCUCCUCGCCCAAGCCGCCUCGCCCGCAAAGCCAGCGUCAACGGUCUCAUAUUCUCGUCUUUUCUUCGUCCUCGGAGCACGAUUAGGCCAUCUUCGAGGCCCGAUUCUUCUCAACUCAACGAAGUCCGGAAAAAAAGGUAGGGCAGGAUUUGUCUGUCGGCCGACGGACUUUCCAAAUUUUUACCUUUGGAUUCUCUCGACGUUUUUGGCUUGCAAUCCUCCCAGGACCACACACAGUCUUAGACGUAGCUUGGGUGCAUAGUCCGCAACGAUGGCGCUCCGCAAUGCCGUACAUCGGCGCAACCACAAGGAGAGGUCCCAGCCGCAACAUCGCGCAAAGAUGGGUCUUCUCGAGAAGCACAAGGAUUAUGUCCAGCGUGCCCGAGACCACCACUCGAAGCAGGAUCGCCUGCAGCGGUUGCGACAAAAGGCCGCCAUGCGCAACGCCGACGAGUUCAACUUUGGCAUGCUCUCGGCGGCCCCGACGCGGAUCGGUCUGAGGAACGGGGGCAUGCACCACCAGAAGAGAACGGGCCUGGACAGCACAGCGAUGGAGAAUGGGCUCGUGGCGCUGCUCAAGACGCAGGACGAGGCCUAUGUGCGCAUGAUGGUCAACAAGGAACGCAAGCGGAUCGAGGACCUUGUCGGGCAGAUUGCGCCUACAUUGCCUUUGGUCAGGAACGCAUGGCUGGAGGAAGGCGGCAAGGGAGUGGACAGGGAGGAGACACUCGUUAAACAGGGUCUGCUGCAGCCCGGUGUGGAUCGGAGCAUGAGGAGCCCAGACGACAUGCUGGCGGCCGGUGGCAAGAAGACGGUCUGGCUAGAUGACGUCGACGAAGUGCGAGCAUACGGAAAGAAGGAAAAGAAGGCAAAGAAGGGCGAGACGAGAAAAGUCAAUGAGGGAAAAGAGGAGAAUCUUGACGACGUCUUCGGUCAAGGGUGGCAAGAGAAUUGGAGCAUGUUCGACGACGAAGGAGAAUUCGUCGUCGAUGAAGCACUCGACGAUCAGGUCGAAGAUGGAUCGAGCGAACAAUCACGAGCCGAGAAACAUCUCGGGAGCCUCGUUGCGCAGCUCUCUGCGCGCCAGAAGCGCCUCGAGACGCUGCAAGAGGCGCAGCGCAAGCUGUCAAUCGUGCGCGCCAUCAUGACAACAAAGGGCACCACUGCGCGCAAGAUUGACUCACAAAAGCAGAGCCAGGUCAAGGAGGAUGUCUUGAAGGGAAAGCUCACGCCGAAAGGCCUGGCUCUUCCCGGUCAAGGCAGCGACGAUGAAGAGGAAGAAGACGAAGGCCCGUUGGGUAUGGGCCCGGCAAAGAAGCCAAAGCGGAGCAUCUGGAAGUGGGGAAAGGAGCGGAAGAAGUAGAGAGCACUGUCGUUGUCCGUGUUGUAUUUGUAGAUCAUCAAACCUUUAAUUAGAUCG
Molecule: messenger RNA, 1639 nt
Organism: Acaromyces ingoldii
Lineage: Eukaryota; Fungi; Basidiomycota; Exobasidiomycetes; Exobasidiales; Cryptobasidiaceae
Exons: 2
Coding region: 491-1582 (363 amino acids)
Biological process (GO): rRNA processing
Cellular component (GO): nucleolus; small-subunit processome
Source: RefSeq, a predicted model, not a curated record